Messenger RNA from Melampsora larici-populina 98AG31, 675 nucleotides. RefSeq lists its product as uncharacterized. Lineage: Eukaryota; Fungi; Basidiomycota; Pucciniomycetes; Pucciniales; Melampsoraceae. The coding region runs from base 1 to 675 and encodes 224 amino acids. The transcript has 3 exons. The record is from RefSeq and is a predicted model, not a curated record.
AUGGCUAUUUUCUUCCACAUCCGAGUGUCACAAGGUGGGGAGAACUGCUAUAACAGCAGGCCCUUGCUACCACGUCAAACUCUCAUUAAUUUCAUUCCUAGGUUAUCGAUUUUGUCCAAACGCCACCCAAUCGACAUGUCUUCAUCAUCCGUCUCGCAAGCAAACCGUCGUAGCACUCGUCCUUCUCCAGCUAGAAAGCAAUCUCAUAUGAUAACAUUACCCAGAGAUUCUCGACGUUCUUAUCAACGCCGUGAAGAUAACGAUUCCGAAUCCGACGUUUCAGUUCUUACAAGUACUACUGCUCGUAAGAAACGAAAGCGAACUCCAUCAGUCAUUGAGGACAACGGUGAUGACUCUGAAUCUGCUGUUGACUCAAGCCUCCCACCACCAAUCAAGAAAACCUCUCGCCAGGCAUCCAGAUCCUCAAAGAUUAAGGAGGCAUCCAAGAAGACUUCAAGAGGUUCCAAAACUACCAGCCAUUCCAAAAAACAAUCCCGCUUACCUACCUCAAGCUCUGUGAAGCUUCAAAUCGACCUGGUCCAGGACUCUGACGAGGAGAACCGCAAGGUUGUCAAGGAAUCCCAAGUUGUGAACGACUCUGACGACGAUGAUCGGUACGGUCCUGUGCAAGAUUACUAUGAAGAAGCGAAGGAAGGUCCCAAAGAUGUGUCUUAG